CGCCACAUUUUGGUUCAUAUCUCAUUAGCAGGAAAUUGCCCCUAUCUAGUGGGAUGGAUGUGCCAACCCCACUGAUGCAUUUGUUAAUUUCUUCAACUGGAAAUCACAGCAGGGUAACAAACUGCAGUGACAUUCUGAAGACAAGAAACCAGAGUCUGAACACAUUCUUAGUAGCCUUUCUUUCUGUGAUUUUACUGCACGGGGUUAUAUUUAACUCCUUUGCCAUUUGGGUCUUCUGCUUUAAGAUGAAGAAAUGGACUGAAACAAGAGUAUUUAUGAUGAACCUCCUUAUGAGCGACUGCUGUCUGCUACUCUUCAUACCGUUCCGCAUAUAUGCUGCGCAACACAAGUGGAAUCUGGGACCAGUGUGUUGCAAAGUUGUUCUGCCAGCAUAUUUUAUGAACACCUACAUGAGCAUUGCCAUAAUCACAUUAAUCUCAGUGGACAGAUAUAUAGCCAUAAAGUUUCCCUUGAAAGCAAGAAGUCUACGUUCCCCUAAGAAGGCAGCAACAGCAUGUGGUAUUGUUCUGAUGCUGUUACUGGGAUCGUAUUUUUACCUUGACUUUCAAUCUGAUUUCAUCUUCCGAGAGCCAUCAUUUUGCUUUGAAAAGGUUUUCCCAGAUCCCUUGGGUCGAAGCCUAUACUUCAGUAUUUUAGGAUUUUGGGUUCCACUAAUUAUACAGUCUUUCUGCACCGUAGAAAUCAUUAGGACUUUAAAUAGGAAAGAUCUAAUCAAUAACCAUGAAAGUAAAUCUGUCCAGAAAACAAUUUACAUAGUGUCUUGCAACCUUACAAUUUUUCUGGUUUGCUUUCUUCCUGUAAAUAUAGGACAUGUUGUAAGGUUUACGUUGGAGUCCUUAAAAUUUAAAUGCUCAGUGAUAAAAAAUAUCAAUCAUUAUGUUUAUGGUGCCCAAGCAAUUGGUGACCUGAACUGCUGUCUGGAUGCUGUAUGCUAUUACUUUGUGGCUAAAGAAUUCUGGGAGAAAUCUAUGAUGAUUCCAAAGUUUAAAAAGUUACAACACACAUGGAAUCGGACUCAGGACUCGAGCCUUUAGGAACAAAGCAGUUAAACUGUGAAAUGUUACUUAAUCCUCUGUUAUGUUUUUGAAAGUCGGUAUAAAAUAUGUAUAGAUUGAUGAAAUUUAAAUCAAAAUUAAAUAUCUGUGGCAGCCUAAAUUGUUACAGUUAGCAUAAACAUCAGUAGUAUAAUUCACACCUCAUCCUUGCAAAUACCGUAUUUUCUCGAUUAUAAGACGACCCUGAUUAUAAGACGACCCCCCAAAAUCAAAAUAUUAAUGUAGGAAAAAAACAAAAAGCCUGAAUAUAAGACUACCCUAUAGGAAAAAAG
Messenger RNA from Spea bombifrons (plains spadefoot toad), 1348 nucleotides. RefSeq names its product G-protein coupled receptor 35-like. The record is from RefSeq and is a predicted model, not a curated record. Lineage: Eukaryota; Metazoa; Chordata; Amphibia; Anura; Pelobatidae. Bases 54 to 1055 code for a protein of 333 amino acids. The transcript has 2 exons. Gene Ontology annotation, molecular function: G protein-coupled receptor activity. Gene Ontology annotation, biological process: phospholipase C-activating G protein-coupled receptor signaling pathway; positive regulation of Rho protein signal transduction. Gene Ontology annotation, cellular component: membrane.